AUGGGGGAGAACAGCCCUGAAGGCAACGUUAUCUACUAUGAAGUGGAGGAAGACGAUUUAACCCAAGAUGAUAAUAUGAUGAGGUUUGCUGAUAAAAACGGGCUGGUUUCGUCGUCGUCUGGGACAGUCUAUGACAGGACAACUGUUCUAAUAGAACAGGACCACAGUGUAUUGGAAGACGAUGAGGAUGAAGGACAAUGUGGUGAUCACUUGCCUUUUUUGCCAGAGGGUCAUGAAGAAGGAUUUCAUUUAAUAGCAGAUCAUGAAGGAAUGUCCCAGGGUUAUGUGCAACAUAUUAUUUCUCCAGAUCAGAUUCAUCUAACAAUAAAUCCUGGUUCAACUCCUAUGCCAAGAAAUAUUGAAGGAGCAACGCUCACUUUGCAAUCUGAAUGCCCAGAAACUAAGCUUAAAGAAGUGAAGCGAUACCAGUGCACCUUUGAGGGCUGCCCACGCACCUACAGCACUGCCGGCAACCUGCGCACUCACCAGAAGACUCACCGUGGGGAGUACACCUUUGUCUGCAAUCAAGAGGGCUGUGGCAAGGCCUUUCUUACCUCCUACAGCCUCAAAAUCCACGUUCGAGUGCACACUAAGGAAAAGCCUUUUGAAUGUGACGUGCAGGGCUGUGAGAAGGCGUUCAACACCCUGUACAGGUUGAAAGCACAUCAGAGGCUUCACACAGGGAAAACGUUCAACUGUGAAUCGGAAGGCUGCAGUAAAUACUUCACAACGCACAGUGACCUGAGGAAGCACAUCCGAACACACACAGGAGAAAAGCCAUUUAGGUGUGAGCACGACGGCUGUGGGAAGGCUUUUGCUGCAAGCCACCACCUGAAAACACACGUUAGGACACAUACUGGGGAGAAACCCUUCUUCUGUCCCAGUAAUGGCUGUGAGAAGACAUUUAGUACCCAGUACAGCCUCAAGAGUCACAUGAAAGGUCACGAGAAAGGACAGUCUUAUAAUGCACUUCCCAAUAACAACGUGUCUGAGGAUACAAGCCACUCGCUUUGUCUGAGUGACCUGAGCCUCAUCUCAACAGAUUCUGAGCUGCGGGAGAACUCCAACACAACACACGGACAGGACCUUAGCACAAUCUCACCAGCAAGCAUCUUCGAGUCAAUGUUCCAGAGCCCAGAGCCUGCAAACCAGGAUGACUCUCAGCAGACAGCUGCCUUGAUGGAAGGUUUUAACGGUGACACGGACUCGGUCCCUGCUGCUCCGCCGCCCGCAGGAGACUCUGCGUCCUUGUCUCUUCCCCUGGUCCUGCAGCUUGGCAUCUCUGAGCCUUCCCACUCAGCACUACAAGCCUCAGCAGCCCCCGCUGCUCCCUCCUCCAUAGGAACCAGCUCACAGCAAGCUGCAUUUGGAAAUCCUGCAACUGUUUUACAAUCCCCUGAAGUGCCUGUUCCUCACAGCACACAGUUUGCAGCCAGUCACCAAGACUUCCUGCAGCCUCCCCAGCCCCCGCCGCAGCCCAUGGUGCCAGGACUGUCAGUGGUGGCUGGGGCCCCUGCCCCGGCAGCGCCUGGUGCCACUGAGCCCCUGCCAGCUGUGGUUCAGACUGUGCCUGUUGGUGCAAACCCCGUUCUGACCAGUAACCCAACCAUAACCAUUACUCCUUCCCAGAGCACUGCUAUCCUGCAGUCCAGCAUUGUCAUGGGAGAGCAGAACUUGCAAUGGAUCUUAAAUGGUGCCACUGGUUCCUCACAAAACCAAGAACAAAUGCCACAAGUUCCAAAAGUAGUAGAAAAGGUUUUUUUUACCACCGCAUUACCAGUGGCUGGCAACACAGGAAGCCCUGUUCAGCAGAUUGGUCUCAGUGUUCCUGUCAUUAUUAUCAAGCAGGAGGAGGCCUGCCAGUGUCAGUGUGCCUGCCGAGACUCUGCCAAGGACAAAGCCACUGUUAAGAAGGAAUGUUCCUCACCUGAUUCUAAAGCUUUGGAGCAGCCAGCUCCCCAGCUGCAGCCUCAGACCUUCCCUUCCCCUUCUCCUUCAUGUGGGCAGAGCAGUCAGAUAGUGACCCCUUCAGACUCACAGACUGAAACAUUAAGUGCCAUGGAUGUCUCGGACUUCCUGUCCCUCCAGAGCCCUGACACCCCCUCUAACAUAAUUCCAAUCGAAGCACUACUGCAGGGUGAGGAAGAAAUUGGUUUGAAUAGCAGCUUCUCCAAGUGA
This is a messenger RNA of Indicator indicator, 2178 nucleotides long. RefSeq names its product metal regulatory transcription factor 1 (gene MTF1). Gene Ontology annotation, molecular function: RNA polymerase II cis-regulatory region sequence-specific DNA binding; DNA-binding transcription activator activity, RNA polymerase II-specific. Bases 1 to 2178 code for a protein of 725 amino acids. The record is from RefSeq and is a predicted model, not a curated record. NCBI's taxonomy places the organism in Eukaryota, Metazoa, Chordata, Aves, Piciformes, Indicatoridae. Gene Ontology annotation, biological process: positive regulation of transcription by RNA polymerase II; central nervous system development. Gene Ontology annotation, cellular component: nucleus. The transcript is spliced from 10 exons.